AUAACCACCAUUUCCAAAUUCUCUUUGUCAUACAAGAAACACGAUGAUGGAGAAGUGGAGAAUUACCCAACGUCUCCUCAGACAUUCAUCGAAACUGCUCUUUGAUCGUCCAUUAAACUGUAGUGCUUCUCAUAUUUCAGCUUUCCGCUUUGCUUCAGUUCACAGAGAAACUUUUGUAGAAACAGGUCUUGGGAGUGCAAGCUCAAUAAAGUACAGACGUUUUGGUUCAGCCGCUACUGAAAUUCAGCGAAACACAUCGUUUUCGACAUUGAAUGUGGAUGAUAUAAGCUAUUUCAAAGAAAUAUUAGGUGAAAAAAAUGUCAUUCAGGAUAAAGAUGUGUUGCUCAAUGCGAAUACAGAUUGGAUGAGAAAAUACAAAGGGUCUAGUAAGCUCCUGCUCCAACCAAAAACCACUAAUGAGGUAUCUCAGAUUCUUAAGUACUGUAAUUCCAGGCGCUUGGCUGUUGUUCCCCAGGGUGGAAAUACUGGUCUAGUAGGUGGAAGUGUUCCUGUUUUUGACGAGGUGAUCAUCAAUGUUGGUUCAAUGAAUAACAUCAUAGCUUUUGACAAGGUCAGCGGUACACUGGUAUGUGAAGCGGGAUGCAUUUUGGAGAAUCUGGUUUCUUUCCUAGAUGACCAAGGAUUUAUUAUGCCUCUGGACUUAGGUGCAAAAGGAAGCUGCCAAAUUGGAGGAAAUGUUUCAACUAAUGCUGGUGGUUUGCGCCUUGUCCGUUAUGGUUCACUACAUGGAAGUGUACUUGGUCUUGAAGUUGUUUUAGCGAAUGGUGAUGUGCUUGACAUGCUUGGGACUUUACGUAAAGAUAAUACUGGGAAGUGAAGGAUCAUUGGGCAUUGUAACCAAAGUUUCCAUACUUACCCCUUUGAAGCUAUCUUCAGUAAAUUUGGCUUUUCUUGCAUGCAAAGAUUAUUUC
Pistacia vera is the source of this 932-nucleotide messenger RNA. RefSeq names its product D-2-hydroxyglutarate dehydrogenase, mitochondrial-like. Lineage: Eukaryota; Viridiplantae; Streptophyta; Magnoliopsida; Sapindales; Anacardiaceae. The transcript is spliced from 8 exons. Bases 44 to 838 code for a protein of 264 amino acids. The record is from RefSeq and is a predicted model, not a curated record. Gene Ontology annotation, cellular component: mitochondrion. Gene Ontology annotation, molecular function: FAD binding.